AUGGCGCGCCGAGGGCAUGGCCUGGGCGCGCGGUUGUGCACCCUGUGGGUGGCCUACCUGCUGCUGCUUCACCCUGCGGCGGCGCUGUACCACACGGCCAGCGAGACGCUGCACUGGUUUGCCCACACCGCCCGCAAGCUCCCUGAUCGGAUGCGUUAUACAACCCUUACGGAGGACCCGACGCGCGCCGGCGUCCCGUUAGCAACCCUCGGCCGCCGCCCCGGCACCGCGAGCGCACCCGGCGCGCCCCCGCCGCCGCGGGUGAUAUUCGUGUUUGGCGAGCACUGCCGAGAGAUCAUAACGACGGAGGUCGGCCUGUGGCUGGCGCGCCUGCUAGUCGACGACGACAGCGGCGUGCGGCUGUGGCCGGAGCUGCACUCGGCGCUAGAGCGCGCGGGGGAGGCGCCGGCCAGCGCGGGCGCAAUCGGGGCGGCGGGCGCGUGGCCGGACACGAUCGACGCGUGGGCCAGCGAGGUUCUGGAGCAGCUGAGCAUCCAGAUCGUGCCCAUUGAGAGUGUAGAGGGGCGCCGCCUCGUUGAGGCAGGGCAGCUGUGCAUGCGCAAGACCCCGGUCACGAACGUGGACCUGAACCGCAACUGGCCGUUCGCAUGGCAGCGCGUCGCGGACCCGGCUGACGAGCAGUAUGGCGGCCCCAGGCCCCUCAGCGAGCCCCAGUCGCGGCUGGUGAAGCGGCUGAUCGAUGAGAGCCCCGUUGCCGCCUACCUGAACGUGCACAGCGGCGAGUGGGCGCUCUACACGCCCUGGGACUCCAAGCCGGCCUAUGGGUCUGGCCUGCCGCCGGACCUGCCAGGCCUGGUGGCAAAGCUGGGGGACGUCUGCCGCUGCAUGGCGGGGCCCGCAGGGGCAGUCUCGGGGUACCUGGCGUUUGGCUCGUCGAUGGACUACGCCUACGUCAACUCGAAGACGCCGUACCCGCUUACCGUCGAGGUCUAUGGCUCGAACCAACAGGGCAAGCUCAAGAACGGCGCCAAGAACAAGCCCCUUGGAUCAUUCCCAAUUGUGUACGUCAAGCCAGAGGCAAUCGCGAAUUCCAGCAGCGGCAGUAGCAGCAGCAGUGGAAGCAGCAACACCUCCUCCAAGGAGCUGCGGCAAUGCUUUGAGAUCUUCAACCCAGUGGACGAGGCGACCUACCGCGAGGUUGUGGGCGACUGGCUGGCCGCCUUCCUGAUCGUUCUGCGCCACGUGGCCAAGCACGUGGCACCUGGAUCGGCCCGGCAGUUGGGCUAG
Messenger RNA from Monoraphidium neglectum, 1248 nucleotides. RefSeq lists its product as hypothetical. Gene Ontology annotation, molecular function: zinc ion binding; metallocarboxypeptidase activity. The transcript is spliced from 9 exons. Gene Ontology annotation, biological process: proteolysis. Bases 1 to 1248 code for a protein of 415 amino acids. The record is from RefSeq and is a predicted model, not a curated record. Lineage: Eukaryota; Viridiplantae; Chlorophyta; Chlorophyceae; Sphaeropleales; Selenastraceae.